AUGAGUGUGAACAAUGAUAUUCUCUUGCAGAAAUUGGAUCAUCUACAUGAAAAGUUCGUGAAAAUGGACUCUAAAUUCGAAACAAAGUUGUACGCAAUGGAAGAAUCUAUGAAGAAGAGUGUGAAGACCAGUGAGGAUAACACACGAGCAAAAUUCGAAGAUGUAAAGAACCAGAUAAUUUCUAAAAUGGACAAUAUUCUGCAGCAACAAGUGGCUGAAACAAAAACCUUCCAGGAAACGUCGGAAACUGAACUUCAGAAAAUAGUUUUAUGUGAACAAAAUAAGUUCGAUGGCGGUUGGACGGUCAUCCAGCGCAGAUUCAACGGUUCGGUCGAUUUUUACCGCGAUUGGGCCGAGUACCGCAAUGGAUUCGGAGCUUUGGAUGGCGAAUUCUGGCUCGGGCUGGAAUACGUGCAUCAAAUUACCAAAAACCAACCCCACGAACUGUUGGUGGAAAUGAAAGAUUUCCACGGAAAUUACGGUUACGCAAAGUACGCAGAGUUUCAAGUAGGUAAUGAGUCCGAGAUGUAUGCGUUGAAGAAGUUAAGGAAGUACUCAGGAACAGCAAAAGAUUCGAUGGGAGGCAACAGGCAUGAAAAGUUUAGCACAUUUGAUCGCGACAAUGACCAAUCUGACGAAAAUUGCGCAGAGCAGCGACACGGGGCCUGGUGGUACUAUAAGUGCACCUAUUCCAACUUGAACGGGCGUUAUCAGAACACAACAGAUGAUGAGAGUGCGAUGUCGUGGUACCAUUUCAAAACCAACUUCGAAGGUUUGUCUUACUCGAGAAUGAUGAUUCGCGAUAUCAUCAAUUGA
This is a messenger RNA of Anopheles coustani, 816 nucleotides long. RefSeq names its product ficolin-1-like. The transcript is spliced from 3 exons. NCBI's taxonomy places the organism in Eukaryota, Metazoa, Arthropoda, Insecta, Diptera, Culicidae. Bases 1 to 816 code for a protein of 271 amino acids. The record is from RefSeq and is a predicted model, not a curated record.